Drosophila grimshawi is the source of this 1248-nucleotide messenger RNA. RefSeq names its product phospholipase A1. Gene Ontology annotation, molecular function: lipase activity. The transcript is spliced from 4 exons. Lineage: Eukaryota; Metazoa; Arthropoda; Insecta; Diptera; Drosophilidae. The record is from RefSeq and is a predicted model, not a curated record. The coding region runs from base 90 to 1214 and encodes 374 amino acids.
CUUGCAAAACUUGAUGUUUAGAACCUAAAUAACUCUACCCGAACAUACAUAGUUCGUCUCUGAUGUGGUUGAAACUAUAAUUUUAAAUUAUGGGUAUAAGAUUGUGUAGCAUUAUUCUUAUCAGCACAGUAUUAACCAUAAAUGCGAAUGAUUCUGCACAAAGCUGGUGGCAGGGAAUUCCCAACGCUUUAAUGGAUCUGCUUACCAUCAAAAUGAACAUUUUUACAGCAUUUCCGCUUGAAGUAGCCAUAAAUGUUAUUGAUACCGUGUGCUCAUCCACGAUGUAUAUUGGAAGCGUUCCACCGCAAAUAACGCCAGAUAUAACGAAGAUGAACUUUCAGUACAUGACGCCAUGUCUGAACUAUACUGUACCAUUGUUGAAAGCCGAAAAGCUAUGGAAUCAUCCAAGAUUCCGAAAAAAUCGCAAGUUGGUUAUUCUAGCAACUGGGUGGACAAACACCGUUAACGAUUCAGAAACUAUAGCGAUGAUAUCGAAGGCUUUUAUGUGCCGACCUGGUGUUAACUUUGUGAUUGUGGAUGCAGCCUAUUAUGUGGACACCUUGUACAAGUGGUCGGCUUUCAAUACGGAUUUGAUUGGUGAGCACCUGGCUGUUGGGUUACAGCACUUGGUCGAGGUGAUGCCGUUCAUUGAAAUUCACUUGAUCGGUCAUUCUUUGGGUGCACAUAUUAUGGGCAAAGCUGGUCGCUCUUUCGAGCGACUCACAGGACAUUUGGUGGCACGUAUAACGGGUCUGGAUCCUGCCAAGCCCUGUUUCCGCUAUGAAAAAGCGCUGCCCGGCCUGAUGCGUGGCGAUGCCAAAUUGGUGGACAUUAUACAUUCAAAUAUUGGCAUACUGGCCAAACGUGAUCCAAUGGGUGACAUUGACUUUUAUCCAGGUGGAGUGCAUCCCAUAAAGCCCGGUUGCCUGUCCAUUGGUUGCUCACACACACGUGCCGUUGAAUAUUUUGCGGAGAGUGUUUACCCAAGACAGGAAAGCAGCUACUUGGGCUGGAAAUGCCAUUCAUGGAAGGAGCUCGAAUGGCGAAAAUGCGACACUCUCACAACUUCCACAAUGGGUUACGUGAUUAAUUGGAAGGCCAAGGGUAUCUAUUAUGUUGAUGUGAAUGGCAAGAGUCCGUUUGGAAAAAACCCCAAUUCACCCAAACGAGGCCGCCUUGACUGUGUCAAGCAUAGGUGUAAAUACAAGAAUUGAGUAACUCCAAUCAGGAAACCGGUUCGGUUUCUAU